UAAAAUCGUGUCGCUUCACGUUCAUCGAAAAUCAUCGCGCCAAUUUUGUAUCGGUAUUUUUAAGCGUGGAAUCAAUUUUGUUUUGCGCUGUUCAAGGACAUACUUGAAGAGAGGAGAGGAGAAAAGAAGAGAACUGGGUGGUACUUAAAAGUUGUGGUCUGUUUGAUUCACUUUUACAGAUCACGAUGUUUAAGGCAACGAAACGUAAUAAGUACAUCAUUUACGACGAGCUGCGUGUACCGACGGAUUCUCAAUGUAUCGUACAAAUCAUCAAACCACGCGGCAGUCAACUCUACGAAGUCAUCAAUCCCGCUGGCGAACAGUACCUUGUCUCGAUGCCUAACAGAUAUCGGAAAAUGAUUUGGGUGAAGAGGGGUGACUACGUUCUAACCGAUCCCAUCAAGGAGGGCGAUAAAGUCAAAGGCGAAAUUGUCAAGAGGCUUACGGAGCGUGAUAUAAAAAGUUAUCGUACACAAAAAUGCUGGCCGUCGGAAUUUGAUAAGGAUCCAGAAAAGAGCGAGCGUUUGACAAUGGAGAAUGAUACGAGGGAUGAUGACGACAGGGAUCUUUUCGUGAAUACGAAUAGAGGAAGGUGGCAAGAGACAGACGACAGCGAGAAUGAUUCGACUUCUAGUGACACUGAUUAA
Molecule: messenger RNA, 647 nt
Organism: Harpegnathos saltator (Jerdon's jumping ant)
Lineage: Eukaryota; Metazoa; Arthropoda; Insecta; Hymenoptera; Formicidae
Product: probable RNA-binding protein EIF1AD
Exons: 2
Coding region: 186-647 (153 amino acids)
Biological process (GO): translational initiation
Cellular component (GO): nucleus
Molecular function (GO): translation initiation factor activity; RNA binding
Source: RefSeq, a predicted model, not a curated record